Messenger RNA from Acanthochromis polyacanthus (spiny chromis), 3258 nucleotides. RefSeq names its product solute carrier family 22 member 13-like. The record is from RefSeq and is a predicted model, not a curated record. The transcript has 11 exons. Lineage: Eukaryota; Metazoa; Chordata; Actinopteri; Pomacentridae. The coding region runs from base 877 to 2397 and encodes 506 amino acids. Gene Ontology annotation, molecular function: transmembrane transporter activity. Gene Ontology annotation, biological process: transmembrane transport.
UUCUGUUGACUCAGUUUGUGUUGAUUCUGCAGAACAAACAGAACAAACAGAACAAACGGCAGCAGACAUUCUUCUGCUGAUCCGUCGCUGCUUCAGGCGUCUCAUAAACUCAAAGUCCUCUAAAGUCCUCCAGACUCCUCCUCCUCCCAGCCAAAGGUCCGAAGACAACCAGAAGACAAUGGACGCCGACAAGAAGCAGCAGAAAAGCUCCCGGGAAGUUUACUUCAGUGUCCUGCCGGAUAAAUACGAACCUCUGGAGGAGGACGAUGAGGAGGACGAGGAGAGGAAGAGGAGGAAGGAGGAGAAGAAGGAGAGGAGGAAGAAGAAGCACAAGAAGUACAGGAAGAAUGUGAGGAAGGCUCUGGGCUUCAGCUGGAGGUGUUUCGUGGUCGGUCUCCAGGUGAUGGGAACCAGCUUCAACGCAUGGUCCAUGGCGGUCGUGAUUCCCGCGACGACAGAGGAGCGAUGGCCCAGAAGGGAAAUAUGAUGGGAUGGAAGAUGACUUGUGUUUACAUCCACUUUGUUUCUUUGUUUACUUACUUUAUUCUGCAUUUAUGCUGAAAGUUUCAAACUGUUUACCUGGUACUUCCUGUUUCUACUGUUCAAUAAAAUAACAACAGACUGCUUCCAUGUUUGAGUCCUUAUGUCCUUAUAUGGUCAGAGAGGCGGGGUCAAACUGUCCCAAUAUGGUCAGGGGCGGCAGUCCUUAAAAGGUUGAAGGGGCAGAGUCAGACCACUCUUUAUAAGAUAAAGGGGUGGAGUCAAAGCAGUCCUUAUAAGGUUAAAGGGGCAGAGUCUGAGGCUCCAGUCUGACAGCAGCUCCUCCAGGACACCAGUUGGACUCUCAGUGUUGGACUCUCAGUGCCGGACUCUAAGAUGUCUCCUCUGCAGCUGUCCGUCUACUGGCGUCUCGCCCUCAUCUUCCUCUUCUCGUCCUUCCUCUUCUUCCUCGACAUUCUGUCCGACGCCGUCGCCACUGACACGUGUCUCCACGACAACAGCAGCAUCGUGGACCCGGAGAACAACCAAUCAGGAUCCAGGGACAGAUUUCGGAGGACGGAGAGCGGGAACCGAGACUCAGUGUGUGGGUGGACAGAUGUGUUGUCCUAUGGUCAGACUCUCUACAUGUCCGGUCUGCUGCUGGGAUCUCUGGUGGGCGGAGCCAUUUCUGACCGGUACGGCUCCCGUCCGACACUGCUGGUGUUUGUGUGCUUGCACAUCGUGUGCAGCCUCGUGCCUGCCGUCCUUCCUCAGCCACUCGUCUUCCUCGCCGUCCGCUGCCUGGCUGGAGUCUGCAACAGCAUCAUCAACGUCAGCAGCUUCUGCCUCGCGGUGGAGUGGACUCUUCCCUCAGCUCGUCUCUGGCCUUCGGCCUUCCUGCCGUUCUGUUUCAGUCUGGGGACGAUGGGCGGAGCUCUGCUGGCCUGGCUCAGCCCCACCUGGAAGCAGCUUCACCUGUCGCUGGCCAUUCCACAGCUCAUCUGCCUGCCACUCUACCUGUCCAUCCCAGAGUCCCCUCGCUGGCUGCUGCUCAGGAGGAGGAAGGACGUUCUGGAGCGUUACCGUAGCAACAGCACCAGAGACCAACGGUGUCUGGACCAGCUGCUCGACUCGGCCUGUUCUGACCUGAAGAAGGCUCAGAAGGAAGAGCCUGUCACAGACCACACCCCCGGUGACAUCAUCAUCCACCUGAGACACCCUACUGUCCUGCUACGGCUAAUCAUCAUGAGCUACCUCAGUGUAGCAUCGGCGCUAACCUACUAUGGGAUUUGCAUGAACAUUGGCUCGUUUGGCGUCGGCAUUUACUCUGCCCAGUUUUUCUCCGGCCUAUCAGAAGCUCCCUGCCUGCUCAUCCCAUUGGUUCGCCUGGGACGUCGGCCAAUCAGCAUGCUCACUCUGUUCCUGAGCGGCGCCGCAUGCUUCCUGUCGCUGCUGCUGUCCAGAUAUAACAGUGAGCCGGUGCUGGUGAUGAGUUUGGCUCUGAUGGGGAAACUCUGCAUCCUGGCGACCUCCUCCAUCUCCAUCCUGUACUGCAUCGAGCUGUUCCCCACCGUGGUCAGGCAGCGCUGUGUGUCAUUGGUCAACUUGUCUUUCCGACUCGGCUCAUUGGUCAACACCCUCGUGCCGCCAAGUUCCAAUGGAGCGAUCUCAUUGGCUGCCAUGUUGGUGUACAGCGGCGGACCAAUCAUAGGCAGCGGUCUUUGCCUGAUGCUGCCGGAGACGAGUGACAUCCCACUACCCGACUCAGUGGAGGACUGCGACCGGCAGCCGAGGCCCCGCCCCCCCGGCCUGGACGCCCACUGGUGGACGAGGAAGCUGUGGAGCAGCCGAACCACGAAACCGGAGAAUCUCCCUGCAGAGAAGGACACCUUGAAACAACUCACUGGACUGAUUUAAGGGAAACGGCUUCGAUAAUUCCUCCAAAUCAGAUGAAAAUAUGUGAGGAAGAACAAAACAAACGAGUUCACAUCAUCAUUUAUGAAAACAGUUUCAUGGUUCAGAGACAGCUGUGGAAGAAUUAUUCAUCUACUAGCAAAAAAACGUAAUCUACUAUGAGCUACAGUGACGUAAAAAUAUCAUAGAACAUUUAUUUUCCUUAAAUAAUGGUUUAAGUGACAGUCAGAUCUAGCAUUUUUAUAGAUUUAGCUGCUAUCCUUUAAUUAUGUGGAACAACUAAACCACAAACAUAACAGAUAAUAGUUAGCUAAAGCUAGCCAUGGCUGCGGUGCUAGCUAGCUAAUUCACCAGAGCUUUUAUUGCUAAGGCUAAUUUCCUUUACAGCACAUUAUUAUUAUUGUUAUUAUUAUUAUUUUUGUUGUUAUUAUUAUGCAGUAAAACUUCCCAGUUUUUCCACAGAGCUAAAGGAAGCAGGGAUUCCAUUCAAGAUGCUAAUGCUAACUAGCUUAGCAGAUCUAAAAAAAAAAAAAAAAAAAAAUCACAACCUCUUUAACUUUGUGCAGCUUUGUGUCUAAACGUCAAAUUCCAUGUAUUAAAUGUGUAAAUGAAUGUAUUAAUCAUAUUGAUUUAAAUAUACAGACCAACAAAUAUAAAUAGCGGCUAAUUAGCUGAGCAUAUUAGCUGCCAUCUCAGCUUUUAAUCCAAGAGCUCCAUAGAUUAAAAAUAUUCUUGUCAUGUGUGGGUCAAUUUGUUAGAAAUUAGGCCAAGAAAAUGAUGUGAAAAUAAAAAAUGUGAACUUUUAAUGUUUAUAAACAAACAGUAUUUUUAAUAAAAGGUUAAAAAUAUGGAUUUAUUUAAAUU